AUGCACUCACACAACACCAACGGAAGCCAGCUACAGGAGAUUCAGAGUUUCCAGUCUCUGUGUGCCUCCACUACAUCCGACAAGUCAUCUACGUGCUCAGUGCAUACAGAUGUGCUUUUUGAGAGAGUGAGUGACGGCCUCACUCUGCUCCAAGACAAACUGCAGGAUGUGCUCCACCAGGGACUACAGGACAUUGUGAAAACUGAUUCCUGUCAGCUGACUUUGGACCCCAACACGGCUUAUUAUAUGCUGAGACUCUCUGAGGGAAACAGGGUUGUAGAAUUUGUUACAGUGAAUCCCUGUUAUCCUGACCAUCCAGACAGAUUUAGUAAUGUAUCACAGGUGAUGUGUUCAGAGGCUACGUCUACCAGAUGCUACUGGGAGGUUGAGUGGUCUGGAUAUGUGUAUAUAGCUGUUUCAUACAAGGGGCUGAAGAGGAAAGGAGGUGAUUAUGAUGCAAAGGUUGGGUACAAUACAAACUCCUGGGCACUGUUCUGCCAUUCAUCUGUGUUCCGCUUCUACCAUAAUAAUAAAAUUACAUAUCUCCCUCAUGCUCAGAUCUCCUCUAGAAUAGGAGUGUAUGUGGAUCACAGGGCAGGAACUCUGAGCUUCUACAGUGUCAAUGCUAACACAGUGACUCUGGUGCACAAAGUCGAGACCACAUUCACUGAGCCACUGUAUCCUGCCUUUCGGCUCUUUGAUUAUGGCAACCAAAUCAAAUUGUGUCAGUAAGGACAGACAGAAUAGCAAGUCUACAGUAGGCCUAUACAUAAUGUUUCAGCAUCUGCUUUUAUGAAACUGUUCAGCCAUUGUACACUACUGUA
Molecule: messenger RNA, 824 nt
Organism: Engraulis encrasicolus (European anchovy)
Lineage: Eukaryota; Metazoa; Chordata; Actinopteri; Clupeiformes; Engraulidae
Product: stonustoxin subunit beta-like
Exons: 3
Coding region: 1-732 (243 amino acids)
Molecular function (GO): protein binding
Source: RefSeq, a predicted model, not a curated record